This is a messenger RNA of Seminavis robusta, 2259 nucleotides long. The record is from the annotation of a GenBank genome assembly. Lineage: Eukaryota; Bacillariophyta; Bacillariophyceae; Naviculales; Naviculaceae.
AUGGGAUCCAAUAGUAAAGACGAUCAAGACUCUGGCGAUAGAGGAACCACACAAGAUGUUCCGGAAGAUACAGCAUCCACGAGAAUGCCUCCUACUACCGGUAGUAUCAUGUGGAUGAGAAACUCCAUUAAUUGGAUGUUGCAGCAGCCCGAAGUCGUUGUGCCAGUGGCGGAGCAAGUCAUGGCAACAAUGAUACUGACCAAAAUGGCAGCUGCCAAUCACAAGGCGGAUGAUGACUCUGCCGCCCCAAACAGCAGCAACACAAAAGACACACACUUGGAACUUUCCACCACCGCAGAGAGUGACCGAGCGGCUCUUGGUCUUUCCGAUCCACCGGGUGCGUAUGCCGAAGCACCCGGGACAGAGCCAACAAGACGACGCCAGAGCUCCAUCGUGAUCCUACCAGCACAACAACCAUCCUCAGAAGAUUCGUCUGAUGAAGAAUCGGCAAUCGAGGCCGUGUCCGAUAAGGACGAUUCCGUCCAAUCUGGAAAACCAGAGCCUGUCCGUGUAGGGCAUCCAGAAAGACAACGAAACCGCAACGUUUCCUUACCAGAAGCCAACUUGGUUAUCAAGCAAAGUUUAUCCUCCUCAACGUUGCCACGUGCUCUAAGCUUGGAUGAUCAAUCCAAAACUCACAGAAACAAUGAGAGGAAAGAGACGGUGCCCUUGUUCAGGAGUACGUAUUCCCUUUGGUGGUGUGGCCUAGCUAUGGUCCUCGUGGCAGCGGCCAUUGCCCUACUAGUUAUUGUGACGAUUGUUUACUUCCUCGGAAAAAAGUCUCCCACAACAAUCAUUCUUACUCGAACCAAUGCCCCGACAUUUAGCCCUACCAAAGCCCCAAUGUUGGUGGCGGAUUAUCUGCUUCCACUGUUCCCUCAGGAGACAGUUCAGGCCAUUACAAAAGUCCCAGACUCACCCCAGUCACAAGCAUUUCAAUGGCUUUUGGAGGACGUCUCUGAAUUCCGUUACUCCAUGCUGACCAAUCGAAUCAAACAACGAUUUGUUUUGGCCACUCUCUACUAUUCCACCAGCGGCAACAGUACCUGGGACAACAACACCCAUUGGCUCAGUCACAGUGUCCAUGAAUGUGACUGGUUUACCAAACCAGAAUUCGCUCGCAAGACCAUUGUUUCCAAGAUUUACGACGGAUACCUAGAAGGGUUCUUGGAACCAAUCAUGCCCAUGCCUUGUAACAGUGAUGGCAUCUACCAACACCUUUGGCUAGAUGAAAACAAUAUGGUUGGAUCUCUUCCAGAAGAACUCUAUUUGUUGACAAGCCUACAAACACUAUCGAUUGGAUGGAACAAGCAGUUUGGAGGAACCAUCUCCACCCAAAUUGGCCAACUCACAAAAAUCCAAGGGCUAUUCUUGGGUCGGAUGGACUUGACUGGCACCAUACCCUCUGAAAUUGGUUUGCUGAGCCAACUACAAUUUGUAUCCAUGGGGAACAACAGAUUGCAUGGAUCCAUACCAGAGGAAAUCUGGAUGCUUACAGCUCUGGAUACUCUCAUGCUACAUCGCAAUCAACAUCUUGGGGGUACUAUCAGUACUGGGAUUGGUUCCUUGUCCAGGUUGAUAUGGCUUGUUUUGGAUGAAUGCAGUCUCACUGGUCCACUGCCAACAGAGCUUGGCGAAGCGUUCUCCCUAUCUCAUUUCAUGGUCGGUGGAAACCUACUCUCUUCAACCAUCCCUACUGAGUUAUGCCUCCUCUCAGAGCUGAAGGUGCUGGCUUUGUAUGAGAACUCUCUAGAAGGAAUACUCCCUGCAGAGAUUGGCCUCCUCACAUCUACCACAUUUCUAUCUCUAAGCAGCAAUCAAUUGAGUGGUCCAUUGCCCAGCGAACUUGGACUUCUUUCCAACAGUAUGAAUGCUCUUGAUUUGCAGAACAACCAACUACUUUCUGGAACCAUCCCAACAGAGCUUGGGCUUCUGACAAACUUGGUAGAGUUUGAGCUUUCAAACAAUCAACUCUCUGGGCAGGUUCCUGCUGAGUUGGUUGUUCUUACAUCAUUGGGUCUAUUGACACUGGCAACCAAUUCGCUUUCUGGGAGCCUUCCACCGCAGCUUUCUGCAUUGGAGCAUUCCCUGUACACUUUGAAGCUAGAAGGAAAUCCACUCUUGUCAGGGACAAUUCCACAAGAGCUCUGCAGCAUCAAUGGUGCCUGGAUCAGUAAUACUUGGAAGUCAGGAGGAGGACCAGAGGGCCUGUCAUUCGAUUGUACCAGCUUGCUGUGCGGUUGUGGUUGCCCUUGUUAG